AUGCUCGUGGACGACCUCGUCGAUCAGCUUGCCAGUCUGAGCCUGGAUGUUGGCCGAGUCCCCCAGGAGAAAGCUUCGAAGAAGCUGGAGUACAAAGACGAAGGUGAACAUGCAAUCAAGCAACUGGAGGCACACCUUGCGCGAGUGCGGCUUCAAGUGUCGAAACCUCAUUCGCUCGGGGAUGCGGCCAAGCAGGAGGGCAAAGGGCUUCUCAAAAUCGCUCAGGCAGGACUACGGAACACUGCCGGGGGGUUGGAACCACUUCGCCUGGCGUACGAGGCUUCGCGCUCCCUUUUGCCGCUGUCUCCCUUCAUCUCGGCGGCUGAUCUGACCAUGGAGAGGCUGUGGUACAAGGUGGCUUCGCGCAGUGUCGAGCUCGGCGAUUUCUUGCUUGGUCUCCGCGCUUCUGCUUGCCUCCAGACGUGCUUGGAUCAGCGAAAAGGAGACGACUUUGCGAUGCGUGGGGGGGGUGACGGGGGGAAAGACAAAGCAGACUGCUGCCUUGUUAUUGUCUCAAAGGCGGAUGGCGAGGAUUUACGGCUCCGCUCUUUCAGGUCGCCAGGAGCGAGCGGUUCUAUGGCGUUGGCCAAGCUAGUUAGUGGCGCGUGCUUGAACGCGUGUCGGUGUUGCCUCGAAGUCGCCUCGAUAGGAACGCUCAGGCUGCUGGCAGGGGAGCUCGGUCGAAGCACUGGGAGGUGGAUCGAUAGGGUCAGCGAGCUCGGGGACGAUGCCACUGCUGGUGCGAAGAAUUCGUACAGAGGCCUUCUCUUCAAGCAGCUUUGGCUCGGGUGUGCUGCUUUGGAGAAACCCGGUCUGGGGGCCAAUUCGCGGGAAUGUUUGCUGGGUCGGGAGACGGCGUUGGCGGUAUUUUUUAGGAAGGGAGGCUCUUGGAACGCCGACGUUUUCGUUGCUCACGCCCUCCGCGGAGCGGUGGCACUGCAAGAACGCGCCGCUGGCGACCGGUCAAGUGCCGACGAGGCAGCCGAGCUGUCGACCUUUUGCUUGAGCGGGCUGUCUGAGCGGGAGGGCGAAGGCUGGCCGGUUGGAGUUGCAGAAAGUUCAGGGAAGUUGCAUCCCACUUGGGUAGACUGGCUACAGUACUCGGCCGGGCUUCACGAGAAGACUGGACAGGCCGCCGAGGCUCAGCGGCUGCUGCAGCUGACCUUCGAGUACGUCCAGCGAUGUUGGAAGAGGCAGCCGAAAGGAGGCCACAGGGCGGCCGAGUGCGCGGCGUACGCGAGCAUCUUGAAAAUGCACACGGCGACCAUGAUCACAUCGCUCCAUUCCCCCGACAGUCCUGCUGCUGCUGCUGCUGCUGGUGGUGGUGGUGGUCCGGCCGCCACGCCGCGUGUCGGCAAACAAUCGGCCAAAAGGCGCGGGGGAAAGAGAGCCGCAGAACCAUCGGAGCCGUCGUCGGUGGUCCAUGCCCUCACUUGGCGUGGACUGGACUACCUUGAGGACGCGGUUGCCGCUCUCGAAGCUCUCGCGGAGGACCCGGAUGGCGAGGGAGCGGGAGCAGAGGCCGCUGCCUUUGUCGGCGCAGCCGUGAAGACGUGGGCUCGGGCGAAGAAGUCCUGCGGUGUAACCGCUCUGUGGGUGGAAGAAGCCAGCGGUGGUGAGGUGGAGAGCUCUGGUGGGAAGCCCGGGGAACCGCAGUGGUCUGCCCUGAGUGCGCGAGGGCACUGGGUCCUCGCCGACCUGAGCCUGAAGCUGGAGCUUGUUCGAGGGAGAGGCAGCCUCGGUCGCGUGCUCGAACGGAUCCCUCGAACCGAAUCGCUCGCCCAGCUUGCUGUCGACAGCUACCUCCGGAUUGCACACGCCCAUCUCGGCGCCCUGGCAACAACGCUUAGACCUGGCCAAGCUACAGGCGUCCGGGCUGGGCGAGGGCAGUCGCAGGCCGGGAGCGACGAGGAUGGCGCCCGUCGCGCAUUGGCGGCUGCUGAGCAGACCCUGGAGAACUUCGUCGACGUUCUUCCGCCCCAAGCCAUCAAGCGGGUGGGCACAGGCUGGUUCGGGCUCGGAACGACGCUGGUGGACCACGGCGAGGUUGACACAGGCGUGCAAGCUCUCGUUCAAGGGUGUCGCCUGCUGGAGAGGUGGACAGAGGCAGAGUCAGACCGAUCAUCAGAAUCAGAGAUGGGGUCUUCGGAGGACGAGGGUUGUUCCUCGGGCCCCGACGUGUCGGAGAUCCUGCGAUCCGCCCAGCUAGACAUGCGACUGGUGAAGCUCAGCCUGGUGCUCCAGGAUUCCGCGGCCGGCGUCAUGGCCGCCGCCGCGGUGGCGAGAGCACUGGCGUUUUGUCCUGGGGUGUGGUGCUUAUCCUCUUCCGGAGGCCAGCCAGACUCUCCAGCAGAAGCGGGAUCGGCGGCCGGGGAGGAGGACGAGGAGGAGGAGGAGGUGGAGGAGGAGGAGGAGGAGAGAGGCGCCUUGGCGGCGUGUGUUGAGGGCCAUCGUCGCGCGACCGAGGCUGUCCUGAGGAUUUGCAGCAGUUGCCAAGAUGGGGUGGAUGACGGGCGAGACGGAGCAGGCUCUUGGGAGGCGCAAGCUCGUUUGCUGGCUGCAAGGUUUGAGCAUGAUCUGCAUCUCGCCGACGUUGCCGAUGGUCGAGCAGCAGCCCACGAGGCGGGGAGGGUGCUCGCAGACCUUCCGGCCGGCCUUGAACACUCUGCAAGCGGUGCCGCAGCAGCAUCCAAACUCUGGGGUGAGGAGGACUCUGGUUCCGGCUCCCCUGUUGCGGCUGCCGCAGCGGGUGUCUUCGCUUGCAUCCGAGCCAUGCUUCUCCGUUCUGUGGCGGGUCAAGAGGGUGACGUGCAUAUCUCCAUGCAUGAGGGCUGUAGGUUGAUCGGCCAAGCCGCACGGGACUCGGACUGGACUCCUUCACACAACUCGCAGGCAAACCUGGGACCUGCCGGCGCUGGCACCAUCAUGGACUACCUGGACGUGUUGGAGGCCCACUACGCCCUGCAUGGCGACACGUUGCAACGAGUGAAGGUGGCCGAAGUGAAGCUUGAGCUGGCCGACCGCGUUAGCCUUAACGGGGGUGUGGAUAGUUUGCCGCAGGGCGUCGCUACCUCCGCCGCAGCUUUGGCUGGAAUUGGUGCCGUGUUUCAAGCGGGGGGUCUCCCUGACCUUGGCCACAUGUACGGUGCUGCAGCGAAUGAGCAGGUGUGCGAACUAGCGGUGUCCGCAAGACGAGAAGCGAAGGCGGCGGGCGAUGAACAGGCAAAGGGGGGCCCCUCCCGCGCUCAUGUAGGGGCGGCACGGGUUGCCGUGGAUGUUCUUCGCGGCAUGUGCCUGGCGGAGGGGAGCAGUAGCGAGGAGGAAGGGGAGAGAGUUCUGCUCGAGGCUAGGCGGGCUGUGUCCGAUGUCGACUCGAGAGUCGUCGCCCCAGCGACGGUGGCGUACCUGGAGUGCGUGGCAGGCCUGGGCUUGUCGUGGGUGUACCAGAGGAGCGGUCGCCUGGUGGAAGCAAUGGGGGAAGUACGGCAAGUGAUGCGGCUGUGCCGCGCUUGGGCUUCCGCUGGAGGCUCGCUCGUAGCAUCGGACAAGCAGGUCGUUGCUCUCUCGGCGGAGAAGGGCGACUGCAUCCACGACGAAGGGUCAGAUGGGCUCGCCGAUGCGGCGAGUCACCACGCGGCGGCUGAGGAGGGCGUCGGGACAGAGAGCGGAGACACGGAUGACACGUUAGGAGAAGAGGCAGCAGGCGGCGGACACGACCAGGAAAGAACGGGGUUCGCGCUGGGCUCGCGAUGGAUACCGAUCUACCUUGAAGGCUUGGCGCGCAUGGGACGGUUGUGGCGUGAGAGGGGGGUGGCCUCCAAGGCCAGCCUCACGUUGCGGCAGGGCUGUGUGAUGAGCGAGUCGCUGCAUGCCGCCCGAUUCCUACGGCACUGCCUGCUCGAGGAGAUCGAAGUAGCCACAGGGAAGCACCAGUUCGCUCGCGCCGACCGCCUCCUUCGAGCUAGCCGGGAGCUCUUGUGCCAAGAGCGGCGGCAGUUGAUGUCGGUGGAGGGGAGCGCUGUUUCUUCCGGGUGCGCAGCCUGUCGAGCACCAGACCCCACAGGUGCCGCGGCCCCAGGGGGCGGCGCUCCACCACCGCCAACGAAAGGAAAAGGGUCCAAGAGGGGAGCAAAGAAACCAGGCGAGAAGGGGAAGCCGUGUCCAACGGCGGAGGCGGCGACACCCACGAGGGCGGCAUGCGCUCGCUGCCACGAGCUGGCGGUGAACACGGCGGAGUUGGCCGCAGCGGAGGCGUCGCUCUUGCGGAAGCAGGGGGGCUUUGUGGGAGCCCUCGAGGCCUGCGAGCGAGGGCAGGCGAUCGUUGCCCCUCUGCUCCAAGCCGCCGGCGACCCGGCGCUGUUGUGGAGUGGCACGUUGUCGUUUGCGCGAGUGUCGGCGGAGCAUGGUCAACUGGUGAAAGCGGCCGAGUCAAACGGUCUCGGCUGGCGAGCGGUGGAGGUAUUGUCCACGCUCCGUCUGCAGCAAGGCCGAGUGUCUUGCCUCCUUGGGAACGCCACCGCGGGGGAAGCUCUGCUCCAGGACUGCUCAAGUUUGGAAGGCGCCCCCGCUCUCGUACGCGCAACGGCGCUCUACCGGAUAGGGCGGAUGUCCCUGGACGUCGGAGACGGGGCGGGGGCGAAACUCCCGUUAGAGAGAGCGGAAGCGCUCGCUAGAGGUACUGGUGCCCCCAAGCUUGUCCGAAAAGUGCGGCGGGCCCUGGCCGUAACGCUGACCGAGCUCGCUGCCAAGGGAGGGCCGGAGAGCGUCAACAUCGACGGGACCUGGAGAGUAGCGGCUCUGUCUAGCCUGUCGGUGGGGGUGACGCAGUGCAAUCAGGCCACCCACGCGUCCUCGAGGCGUCCCCGCAAGGGCGAAGUUGUGCCGAAGUUUUCGGGAGACUCUGCGGGGCUGAGACUGUUUGAUGCUGUCAGCGGGGGCCGCGGGGGGACGGUGGCGGAAGCGUGUCGCCGGCAUGAGGGCUCCGAAGUCGUCUGCGGAGAAGGCUUACUCGAGGACGCGGUCACUUCCGACCUCCGGGCCGAGUGGCCGAUCGUUAGUCUGUGCCUGGCUCCGGGGGAAGGCGCGUGCAAGCGCCUGCUGGUCACCCGCCUCGGUCGAGGGAAGCCGCCGCUGACGGCGUCCGUUCCCCUAUCGCCCGACGACACCCGGCUUCUGGAGCGUUGGCGAGAGAUCAUGGAGGAGAAUCGGGAUUCCCUCCGGGGCCACAGCGCCGAAGAGGCGGCGGAGUACGGGAACCAGCAGAAGGCCAAGUGGUGGGAGCGGCGGGUCUCCGUGGAUGAGAUGGUCGGCGACUUGCUGCGCGAUUUGGAGGAAUGCUGGCUGGGGGCCCACGGCCUCGCAGCCGUUCUUCUUGGCGAUGUCGUCGAGGAAGGCUUGGGGUCGGAGUUGGAGCGUGUCGCUGAGUUUGCCGAGGGUCGGCUGCUUGCAGCCCGCGGCGCCGGGGGGAGGGGGAAGGGAUUAUCGCGAGCGAAGGGAGGGAAGCGGCCCCGCGGGGGCGCGACCGCUGGGGGCGUGCGGGUAGACGGCGGGCUACCGAGCGGUUUGUCGGAGCUGAUUCGCGUGUGCGUGCGGGGCGGGAAGGUGAUGGGCGAGGAAGGGUGGCUUGCGGUGGUGCGGCUGGCCCUGCUGGGGGCUGAGAAGGACGACGCGGCGGCAGAGGAAAUUUCUCGAGAGAUUCACGAGAGAGUGCGGGAGGCUUUUAAGGCCGAGGCGCGGGAGGUAAUAAGCCACAACGGUGCGUCGUCGCCCGUUCCUUCUGGUGCUUUCGCGGGAGACCCACGGUUGAGUCUUGACAUCGAAAACGGUCGUCGUUCUAGUGGCGGCAAAUGCGGGGCAGCAGUGCAGACCGCCUUCCGCAGUCCUGCUCCGGCUGCCGGUAGUCCUUUGAUCGACGGGGUCGCCAUGUCGAAGAUGAAAGUGGCCGACUUGCGCCGGGAGUUGUCGGCUAGGGGUAUCCCGAUCACGGGGCUCAAGCUGAAGACCGACCUGCUCGCCAGACUUGCGAAUGCGUUGAGAGAAGAGGAGGAGCAUCAAGGAGCGGGGAAUGGCUGCCUUGCUGGCAGUGUUGCCUUGAGGCCAUCCACGCCGAGCGGAGUCGGUUCUCCGGCCGUGAAGGGCAAGGGUAGCGCGAAGAGAAGCUCGGCAACGGCCCGACGAACGACGGCAGGCUCAAACGGUGACGUCGGCGGUAACGGUGACUGGAAAGGGACGGGCGGCGGGGGGGGAGGCGGAGGUGGGGCCGAGCGGCACCCGGUGGUUCUGGUGUUGGACGAGGAGCUCCAAGCUAUCCCGUGGGAGGGGUUGCCGUGCUUGCGCGGUCAUGCGGUUACCCGUGUCCCGGCGGUUCCGUUCGUCUUCGCCGCGCUGGCGACGAGGCUGGACAGAGGGUACUACGUCUUGGACCCAGAGGCGAACCUAGCGCACACCCGGCAUCAUCUGGGGCCGGUUUUCCAGGGGCUUGGGCGACGGUUAGGGUGGUCGGGGGUAGAGGGAGAGGCACCGACCGAGGAGACCAUGGCAAAGACUCUCCAAGAAGUGGAUGUCUUUGCUUACUGCGGACACGGAGCGGGGGAGUUGCUUGUGGGGAGAGAUACGGUGGCGGGGUUGGCGAGGUGCCCGGUGGCCGUGCUGAUGGGGUGCAGCAGCGGCCGGUUGAAGGGCGACGGUGACUUCGAGCCGAUGGGGAUGGCGACGAGCUACUUGGCGGGGGGUAGCCCUGCUGUCGUCGCCAAUCUGUGGGAUGUCACCGACAAGGAUAUCGACCGCUUCAGCGUGGCGCUUCUGGAGGCGUUUGUGGGGAAGGGAGGGGCGAGCGACGGUGGUAGAGGGAAGCCAGCAAGCACUUUGGCGCACGCAGUAGCCCACUCCAGGGCUGAGUGCAAGAUGCCGUUUAUCAUUGGGUAUGCGCCAGUGUGCUACGGGAUUCCGAUGACUGCUGCGCCGUCAUGA
Molecule: messenger RNA, 6969 nt
Organism: Ectocarpus siliculosus
Lineage: Eukaryota; Phaeophyceae; Ectocarpales; Ectocarpaceae
Source: the annotation of a GenBank genome assembly